UCGUCAUUCCCAAUUACAUCGAGCAAAAGGACUCAGGAAGGAUCCCUUAAGUUGAAUAUUAAAGCAUUUCUUUGCAUCUUCAACAUUGGCUCUAAUAAACGACUUUUCCGAUAAAACACUUUCAUGUUUGGAUUCUAACGGUGCGGUGUAACUAUGAGCUAUAGAAGACUUCGCGUUAAUACGUAAAGGAAACGUAGGUAAGUGGACAAACCGGUGGGAUUAUUAUUGUUUCAUAUCGCGAGAAUGCUUAAAGAAUGAAACCACUUAUGAGACGACUCGUGCGUUGAAUAUUUGACGAUACCCGGCGAACGCGGCGAGUCGCGUGCAGCCGUUGUCCUUUCCUCGGAAUGUUUCUCCAAACUCUUCGUAUCACCGCUCGAUCUUCGCGCGACUCCGCAAUCCGAGGGAUGUUUCGCAACGGAUACUGGAUACUGUUGUUACUGUUGCGCUUGCUGUGCGUCUCCUGCGUCGCCAACGAAAACAUCAUGGCGCGAGACUACUUCGCGCAUAAAGGAGUAUCCAGCGUUGUGGGCUUCACCUGCGACACCGUCGAGCACACCGCGAAAUUCGCCAGAACGUUCAACAGCGUCUACGUACCCUCGUCAAUGUGGAAUCUCGAUUUCAUGAGCAAACUGCCGUCCCGUACCUUGAGGAGGCUCUUGCACAGCAAUCACCGCAAUUUAGGCGUGUACAUUGACGCGCGAUGCGACAGUGAUAAUUACACUAUGAUCUAUUCCGAGGCUACGAAGUACUUGCUGUACGACGAGAUGCACAAAUGGCUGAUCUUGGGAGCGAAAUUGAACGACACCGUGAAUAAGCUAAAUGACGACGCCUUCAACCUGGUGACGGACGUGACGAUCGCUGUGCCGUCCCUCACUGGUUACGAUCUGUACGAUGUGUACAAUCCCUGCAAGGAACGUGGUGGCACCCUGAAUGUGACUGCUUUGGGUUACUGGACCGAGAAAUCCGGCGUGGCGAUCAAACUGAAGCAGUCCAAGUUCACGAGGAGGUCCGACCUGCACGGCAUGAAGCUCAAAGUGGGGAUUUUGCUGUCGUAUAAAGUCUACAACUUGUCGACGGAUAAUAUCUUACGGGAUCCCAUCUUGAAGGCGAAAUAUGGCCGAUCUCAAUUUCUCUUCACGCUCUUAUCGCACAUGGCCGAUCUUUUCAACUUCACGAUGGAUAUUGUAGAAGUGAACUCGAAGAAGAAACAGGACAACACCGCGCCGAUAUUCGUCGCCUUUCAAAAGAAGCAGAUUGACAUCUCCGCCAGCCCGAUCGUAAUGAAGACGGAGAAAUUAAGGAUGGGCGACAUUAUCGGACCUGUAUGGCCGAUGCGAACGUGUUUCCUAUUUCGCACGAUCUCCUCGGCGAAUCUGAAGAGGGAGCAAUUCUUGCGGCCGUUAAACAUCAAGGUGUGGUACCUGAUACUCGGCAUAAUCGUAGCCGGCGCAUUAAUCUUGACAAUAUUGCUGAGACAAGAAGGCAUCCACGACGUGAAGGAAGGCUACAGCAUUUCCGUUCUUCUCACUAUAGGCGCCCUCUCCCAACAAGGUGCCGUAGUGGUUCCGUAUCAUUACGCCGGUCGCAUAGCGUUUCUGCAGAUCAUGCUGUUCAGCUUACUGAUUUUGAACUACUAUUCCGCGAGCGUCGUGUCGGAUCGGCUGAAGAACAGGGCGCAAAAGAUGAACGACUCAUUGAUCAAUCUGGCGAACAGCCACCUGAGGAUAGCGGCUGAACCCAUGCCGUAUCUUCGUACUUUUCUGCAGUCAUCGGAAAGAGAGGUGCAAUAUUUCAUGGAGAAACAAUGGGAAAGAGUGCCGGAAUCCAAACGAUAUCUGCCUUUGGCGGAGGGCCUGAAUAGCGUGGCCGAAGGCGGCAUCGCCUAUCACACGACCAUCGACUCCGCGUAUCCGUACAUCGAGCGGAAUUUCCAGCCGCGGAUGAUAUGCGAGCUGACGGAGGUCCAUCUCUUUCGCGCGGUCUUGGCUCUCUGGGCCAGGCACAAGAGCCCGUUCACGCCGUUAUUUAGAGUCGGUCUAACCAAGAUGUACAACAUGGGCAUACGCAAGCGUCAGCUGAAGCGCUGGUUACCCCGGAAACCUUUCUGCCCGAAAAACAUACUGAUCGCCGAGCCGCUGUCGAUCCUCGAGGCCGCGCCGGUCUUCGCGUUCCUCAGCAUCUCCGCCGCGCUCUCCAUCGUGAUCUGCAUCGCGGAAAACUUCGUUUACUGGAUGCGACCUAUUCGAUUAUCCACGUCUACUGGCGAGGAGUGACCAGCGCCGAGAAAUCUGCAUUUUUUCACCACUGAUCAGACGCAUAUCCGUCGCAAGGAUACCCCCGCGCCGACGAUAAACCGUUUUUAUACGGCCAAUCUCGAGCGGAUGCGCUUAUUUCGAUAAAACUUUAUCGUCGAUUUAUUGCUGGCUCGUCGAAAAUUUGCGUUCGCUCGCAAAUAAUUAAUCGCGCCUCUCGCGCACGAUAUAUUCGAUACGUUACCUAGUUCGCAUUUCUCGACAGGAUUCAACGUCACAGUAGCCGACGUGAAUAAACAAUGAGACAGCAGA
Molecule: messenger RNA, 2567 nt
Organism: Dinoponera quadriceps
Lineage: Eukaryota; Metazoa; Arthropoda; Insecta; Hymenoptera; Formicidae
Exons: 10
Coding region: 348-2276 (642 amino acids)
Source: RefSeq, a predicted model, not a curated record